Molecule: messenger RNA, 1032 nt
Organism: Ceraceosorus guamensis
Lineage: Eukaryota; Fungi; Basidiomycota; Exobasidiomycetes; Ceraceosorales; Ceraceosoraceae
Exons: 5
Biological process (GO): protein ubiquitination; ubiquitin-dependent protein catabolic process; negative regulation of septation initiation signaling
Cellular component (GO): mitotic spindle pole body; cytosol; cell division site
Molecular function (GO): ubiquitin protein ligase activity; protein binding
Source: RefSeq, a predicted model, not a curated record
AUGGUGCGCAGGAUCAGCUUGGGCACGGGCCGAUCAGAGGCAGCCGACCUUGCAGCAGCCAGAGCGCCUCCCGCUAGAACAAAUCAGGAAGCUCCGAACGGUUCUCGCAACGUCACGCCGCUCCCCAGCGCGACUCCUGUGAGCGCAGUCAGCAGCCCCGCUCGUCCAAGCGACGAGCGCUCUGGUCCCACAGCCUCGACAAGUGCAGCUCUUGCACUCAAUGAAGCCCCUAGUGCGGCCGCUUCCAGCUCUCCUGCUGAUGGACAGGCUCGACAAACGCACAGGAUACGGCUCGUGCCUCAUCUCGAAGCCACACGCUCCCUGCAUUUUGAGCCGAUUGAGCGCGAUCUAGUCGAGGGCAGCAACACUGUCAAGAUUGGCCGUUUCACGGACCGAAAUGCCAGCGGAGCGAUUCCAAGCUCUGCCGGUGGCGGCGGUCGCGUCGAUUCUGCACGCAUUGCCUUCAAGAGCAAGGUGGUUAGCCGAGGUCAUGCUGAAGUCUGGUGCGAAUCAGGUGGCAACUUCUUCAUCCGAGACACCAAGUCGUCCUCAGGUACUUUCCUCAAUCACAUCCGGCUAUCAGCACCCAACGCCGAGAGCAGACCCUUUCCCAUCAAGGAUGGCGACGUGGUACAGCUGGGCGUGGAUUACCAAGGUGGCACGGAAGAGAUUUAUCGCUGCGUCAAAAUGCGUGUUGAGCUCAAUCGCGGAUGGCAGAGAGCCGCGAACGAAUUCAACAUGAGUGCCCUUCGUCAGCUUCGCGCAUUGCAAGGGACGCCGAUGGAAAGUGCAAAGGCAAAGCCGCCAGCAAUUGCGACGACAGGCCCUCAGCCUCCCACCAAUCGUCAGUCGAUGAGUGUGACGGAUUGCUGCAUCUGCCUAUUCUCGGUCACUGUAUGCCAGUCCCUCUUCAUUGCACCCUGCUCGCACGUCUUUCAUUACAAAUGCAUCAGGCCCCUGUUGCUCCAGCAUCACCCCGGAUUCUCUUGCCCCUUGUGUAGGACCUUUGCGGACUUAGAAGCCGACGUGGAG